ACAGGACUAUUAUAUCAUCUGUACACUAGCAUAGGCUACUGUGACCUCUAAAACCAGUGCCCUAAAUAUAAGUCAGAAACCAUAUAUAGCCUACCAAAAUGGAGGAAAGGUGAAAGAUUGAAUGUGGUAUUAGCUAUUUAUUAUCAGUGUUUCUGCAACUGUAAAUAAAUUAACAAUGUAAAAUAACUAUCUUAGCUUUACACUCAUAAACCCAACUGCAGUGCUUUAUACAAAGCAGAAAAGCAAAUACACAUUAAUCUAUUUCAACCGAAAAAAAUGAAGUGGAAUGAACAACACAUUUCUACCACCACUGGAUCCUUGGAUCAAUAGCCAUUAAUAAAGGUAAACCAUAGCUGAUUGAAGAUGCGCUCUGCCUCUGGUGUAACCAUGGCAACCUUCUUCCAUAGCUGCAAUGCGAAGAGGGGGAAAUCCAGCUGAACACGUAAAAUGAAUAAAAACAGCAAAUCACGAUCAAUACGAUGAGACACACAAAGAUAUUUUGAUUUCUUCAAUUGGGUAAACUGUAUCUUGAAUAUAGCCUUACAGGCUACAGACUCAUUGCCUACAAUGUUGAGGUCAAAAAGGGAAACAAAAUUGCCUUCUCGGUCUGGAUUCCUCAGCGGGCUGUUUGCGCCCCUGACUGCACUCCAUGGCUAGUUGCUGUUCGCUAAACAGCGGUUUGCAGCAACCAUACUUCCCAUUACACUCCACAGCUCUAGAUGGCAGUAACUACGAGAGCCGAGCCAUAUGUAACCAACGACAGACAUGAUACGACAGAUUAGAGGUAACCUAGCUGGCCGGUGUUUCUUUGCGGCUGUGUUAGGGGAAUGCUGUGUUAGAGAACAGUUUUAUUGAUAACCUGCUAGCUAGGUAGGUACUCAGGUUUGAUAUACGCUCACCUUCACUUGUAGUGGAUGCCUGUAUGAUAAAGGGCAUGUUUACAUCAUCUAGCAUGGCAUACCCAUGUCAAAUAUCUAAAGAGUUGGAACAGUACGUCGUAACUAAUGCACCACCCACAGUAUACUACAUCCCAGAUUUCAUCACAGAAGUCGAAGAGCAGUAUCUCUUACAAGAGGUGUACAAAGCCCCCAAACCUAAAUGGACACAGUUGUCAGGAAGGAGGCUACAGAACUGGGGUGGGCUGCCUCGCCCAAAAGGGAUGCUCGCAGAGAAGCUUCCCGAUUGGCUGCUGAAAUACACAAACAGAAUCUCUGACCUUGGAGCAUUCAAUGGAAAGGCUGCCAAUCACGUGUUGGUGAAUGAAUACAAACCAGGGGAGGGCAUUAUGCCACAUGAGGACGGCCCACUCUACCACCCCACUGUAACAACAAUCAGCCUGGGCUCUCACACCCUCCUGGACUUCUACAGGCCCAUUGGCCAGUGUGGGACAGAGGGGCCCCAGGAUGAGGAGAGCCGCUGCCUGCUCUCCCUGCUGCUGCGGCCGCGGAGCCUGCUCAUCCUGCGGGAGGAAAUGUACGAGCGCCUGCUCCACGGCAUCCGGAAUGACUGGGAGGACACUUUAACAGAGAGGGUGGCAAACCUCUCCUCUGCGUCGGCCCAGCCUGGGGGGGUGCUCACCCGAGGCACCAGGGUGUCCCUCACAAUCCGCCAUGUGCCCAAGGUCAUCUGUGCCAACCUACUGCUUGGCAGGAAAAAAUGUUAACUACCUGUGUCAAACAGGAAGAAAGAGACAUUGACAGCACACUCGUGCAUCAAAAGCAAGAAGUAAAGACUGUCUGAUGGGUCCUCAGUCCACACGGUUUUUAGAUAGCUGUGUGGACUUGGUGGUUUGUGGGAUCUGAGAACUCUCGUCUGAGAAACCCUCAGGAGCAGAACGUUUGUGAAGGCAAAGCAGACAUGAAGGGUGUACGAGCGGAUCACAAACAUGUCUGAUGUGGCACAAGUCCCUUUCAAAGUAAUGGGAGACUGUAAAACAUAGUAAAGAGCUUUGGAAGUCAGAGAUCCCGAGAAAUGAGCACAUCUGUCCUGUGUGUGCCAUCUUGUUAUUUCCACUCACUGUUUAUGCUUUUUAGCUUUUUUUUUUAAAUAGCAUAUAACAUGUUGUGAUUUUCAAGAAGCAAGUCAAUUCUAAGGAUGUGCUAUAAGAGUCAUGUGAGCAAAUGAUGUUCCAAAAAUAUUGACGAUGUAAGAAUAUAAGAAAUUGAAGCCUUCGGGUGCCUUUUUGUAUUUAGAUUAUAGGUUGAGACUGUUGGGACAAACUAUGUUGAUGGCUAAAAAUGUAACUACCUGUCUUACACUUCAAUCAGACAUUGCCAUGGCGCUGGAAUAAAGUGACUGUAAUAUACAGUAAUAUAAUGUUAAGAUGUAAUAUAUGUACACAAUAUUG
Messenger RNA from Clupea harengus (Atlantic herring), 2347 nucleotides. It is a transcript of the gene alkbh6, whose product is annotated as alkB homolog 6, nucleotide demethylase. Gene Ontology annotation, cellular component: nucleus. Lineage: Eukaryota; Metazoa; Chordata; Actinopteri; Clupeiformes; Clupeidae. The record is from RefSeq and is a predicted model, not a curated record.